This is a messenger RNA of Aphanomyces astaci, 1704 nucleotides long. RefSeq lists its product as hypothetical. Lineage: Eukaryota; Oomycota; Saprolegniomycetes; Saprolegniales; Verrucalvaceae. Gene Ontology annotation, cellular component: membrane. The transcript has 4 exons. Gene Ontology annotation, biological process: xenobiotic detoxification by transmembrane export across the plasma membrane. The coding region runs from base 1 to 1704 and encodes 567 amino acids. Gene Ontology annotation, molecular function: antiporter activity; xenobiotic transmembrane transporter activity. The record is from RefSeq and is a predicted model, not a curated record.
AUGUCCUCCAGUGAUGACGAUCUGCGGUUUCGAAGUGCGUCGGAAAGUAGUGCGCUGCUAUCCGCGUUCAAGGUCAAGCCAUUGGAAGGACAGUCAGGUGAGAAAUCGUUUCGCGCCACGCGACGCGCGUUCUGGAGCGAAGCUCGCGCCGUGUGGAAGAUGGCAUGGAAGGUAUCGCUAGUGACUGUGUGUCAAACGUCGUUGCCUACGAUCUCAGCUGCGUUUCUGGGUCAUUUGGGCAUGAACGAAUUGGCCGGCAGUGCGUUGGCCAACAUUUGGAUUUCAGGGGUUCAGGUGGUCAUCUACGGGUUCGCCGUCGCGCUUUGCACGUUGUGUGGUCAAGCUUACGGCGCGCAAAACUACGAACUGGUCGGGAUUUGGCUUCAACUCGGCAUCUUCUUCCUCACACUGUUCUCGAUUCCCGUGUGCAUCUCGUUCUUCUACGUCGAGCACAUCUUUGUGUACCUUUGCGACGACGUCCAAGUCCUCGCGUUCGCAAGUACGUACGCGCGGUACUCUGCGUUGAGCAUCUGGCCGCAGUGCGUCUACUACGCCCUUCGGCAAUACUUUCAAGCGCAGGAGAUCGUCACGCCCGCGACAGUCAUCAACGUCCUCAGCGUCGGCGUGUGCAUCGUCGCCAACCAAGUGCUCAUCUACGGCGUCGACGGCUGGAUACCCGGGCUCGGCUUUAUCGGGUCACCGCUCGCGCAGUUUGCUGCCGCCGUCUUCCAGCCGCUCGCCCUGCUCUUGUACUCUUGCUUUUUCCGACGACACCACGAAAAGACGUGGUACGGGUUCACGUGGGAGUGUUUGGAACGUGAGCGAGUGAAGCGGUUUCUGCUGUUGUCGCUUGGGAUGACUAUCAACAUGGCCAUGGAUGAAUGGGUGUACUCGUUCGCGACAUCGCUGGCGUCGUACCUGGGGCCAACAGUCUUAUCGGCCAACAGCAUCAUCUACAACCUGUGGAACCUCGUGUUUGGCGUGUACUGGGGCUUUGGGCUGCCGACGCAGGUCCGCGUCGCCAACUUCCUCGGGUCGUACCAACCGGACCGCGCCAAGCGCACCAUGUGGGUCGGCUUUGUGCUGGGCACGGCAGCCAGUGUCAUGUCGGCGCUCGUCGUGUACGUGUUCCGGCAACCCAUCGUGGAUGCGUUCACGCCCGACCCGCAGCUCCAGGCCACGAUCCAUAUGGCAUUGCCUGUGUUUUGCAUCGCCGUGUCGCUGUCGGGGCUGCAUCUGGUGCUGGCGGCGGUCGUAGAAGGCAUGUCGUUGGCGUCUACGUUGGUGUGCAUCACGGGCAUCGGGUCGUGGGUGAUUUUGUUGCCCAGUGCGUAUUUGUUUGGGGUUGUGUGGAACGGGGGGUUGCCGGGGCUGUGGUGGGGCAGUGUGCUGGGGGAACUGGCCAAGUUUGUCAUGAUGGCGGCCUUCUUGUACCAGAUUGACUGGGACGAGAUGGGCCUCCUCGCCGUCAAGAUGUCCGAGGGCGAAAUGGACGACGACGAAGUCGAGGACGACGUGAUCCAGCGCAUGACACGCAGCAUGUCGACGCCGUCGCUGCUGAGCACGCCGGUGCUGUCCAACUUUACGACCCCCCAGCAAGUGUACCCGCACCACCGUCUGUCUGAAGACGACCGGAUGCUGCACCUGUUACAUGGCGCCGCCAAGAACGCCAAUCGAAGCUACCGCACCGCCGACAGUUUGUGA